Dichotomopilus funicola is the source of this 429-nucleotide messenger RNA. RefSeq names its product actin-depolymerizing factor gmf1. The transcript is spliced from 4 exons. Gene Ontology annotation, cellular component: actin cortical patch. The record is from RefSeq and is a predicted model, not a curated record. Gene Ontology annotation, molecular function: actin binding; Arp2/3 complex binding. Bases 1 to 429 code for a protein of 142 amino acids. Gene Ontology annotation, biological process: actin filament debranching; negative regulation of Arp2/3 complex-mediated actin nucleation. NCBI's taxonomy places the organism in Eukaryota, Fungi, Ascomycota, Sordariomycetes, Sordariales, Chaetomiaceae.
AUGAGCUCCGAGGCCAGGCUAUACACCUUCUCGCAAGAGACCAAGGACCACCUGCGCAAGUUCCGUCUAGGGACAUCGCGGGCCGAGGGUCCCCAGGCCGUCAUUUACAUGAUUGAUAAGCAAACCAAGGAGAUCCGCCAAGACAAAGACGAGACGGUGUACGAUACCAUUAGGGACCUAGCCGACGACCUGCCGGACCACUCGCCGCGGUUUAUCCUGCUGAGCUAUCCCAUGACACUGGCCUCUGGCCGUCUCUCGGUGCCUUACGUGAUGAUCUUCUACCUGCCAGCAACGUGCAACAGCGAGCAGCGCAUGCUGUACGCCGGCGCAAAGGAGUUGAUGCGCAGCACAAGCGAGGUGACACGAAUUCUUGACGUGGACGAGGCCGAGGAUUUGGAAAACAUCGAGGAGUUGUUGACUCCUUCAUGA